This is a messenger RNA of Ictalurus punctatus (channel catfish), 1199 nucleotides long. It is a transcript of the gene pycr3, whose product is annotated as pyrroline-5-carboxylate reductase 3. Gene Ontology annotation, molecular function: pyrroline-5-carboxylate reductase activity. The coding region runs from base 161 to 979 and encodes 272 amino acids. The transcript is spliced from 7 exons. NCBI's taxonomy places the organism in Eukaryota, Metazoa, Chordata, Actinopteri, Siluriformes, Ictaluridae. Gene Ontology annotation, biological process: L-proline biosynthetic process. The record is from RefSeq and is a predicted model, not a curated record.
GGGACUUUUGUUUUGAAAUACCAAAAAUGGUAUUUACCAAACAGGAUGUCAAUUCUUCAUGACACGUGUUUCAGUAUUCCAGAUAUUCUGUGCUCAUUGAGAGAGAAAAACAGAACGUGCAUCCUAAUAAACAUACAGGCUGUAACCCCCAGCUAAGACCAUGGAUGAAUUCUCUCAGCUGAAGAUUGGGUUUAUUGGAGCAGGAAACAUGGCUUAUGGAAUAGCACAAGGCAUUCUUAGAGCUGGUGAUGUUGUCGCAUCUAAUGUGAUUGUAAGCGCCCCGUCCAAAAACAACUUUUCCCGCUUCCAGGCAAUGGGAGUUGCAGUCACGCAUUCGAAUGAGGAAGUUAUUCAUAGUUCUCGUCUGGUCUUCCUGGCUGUCAAACCCCAUCUGAUCCCCACUGUCCUACGUGCACUCUCGGAGCACGUCACCCCACAACACAUUAUUGUCUCGGUGGCAGCUGGAGUCACAAUAGGAACACUUGAAGGGUUGUUGCCCGGAGGAUCCUGUGUGAUGCGUCUGAUGCCGAAUCUUCCGUGCAUGCUUCAGGAAGGAGCUCUACUCUUGGCGUGUGGAACAGAGGACAAGCAGGAGGUGGCUUCUCAGCUGAAGGUUCUCCUCUCACCUUGUGGACUGGUGGAGGUUGGACCUGAGUCCUGGAUCGAUGCCCACACAGGCCUAAGUGGCAGUGGUGUGGCUUUUGUGUACGUGUUUGCUGAGGCCCUGGCUGAAGGAGCUGUUAAAAUGGGAAUGCCGUGUGCACUGGCUCAGCGUUUUGCAGCCCAGACUAUACUAGGUGCAGGUCAUUUGUUGCGAGAUGGUGAGAAACAUCCAGCACAGUUGAAGGCAGAAGUGUGUACUCCAGGCGGGACCACAGUGUACGGACUUCAUGCGCUGGAAAAAGGAGGGCUCAGGGCAGCCGUCAUGGGGGCCGUGGAGGCAGCAACAGAAAGAGCAAGAGAACUCGGGCGCAGAUAAAGGAGGAGCGAGACAGUCUGCGAGAAAUAGAGGGAGGAAGAGAUGAAAAGAGAGAAACGAUGCCAAGACUGGACUAUGAGUCAUUAGUUACAAAGUAACAUAGAGUUAUAGAUAUGUAGAAGAUCAAAAAGCAGCACUAGAAAAACUGUCUAAAUUUAAUAUACAUGGUUAAAUGUACAUAAAUUCAUUAAAUUAAGUCAUAAAUGAAAUCACAAACACA